AUGAUUGACGAAGAUCAGAAUCCUUCCACCCAGUCUUCUGGUAGUACCUCUAACAGUGUGGAGAUGUUUGUCCCGAUGAACAUUCCGCAGUAUAACAGAGACGGCUCUUCGAUUGUUAUGUUCCAGGCGAAUGCAGAAAGGAAUAGUCUGAGCAUUUCUUUGGAGGAGUGUCUUCAGCCUGGCGUCGACCGUACUCAGGUCCAGACUUUCAAGCUCGUUAUAGCUUGGCCCGGAUACGACACAGUGGAGUACCCUAUCAAUAUCGGGACCAAUGAAGCGCCCAUCACAAGGGCUGAUCUCGCGCGUCAAAUUGCAUAUCACUUUUUCGGGUUUUUCAGCCAAUGCGAUAACGGUCGUUUCACUCAGAGGUCACUUUUCGAGUGGAAAGUGGGAGGCCAAGACGGGUAUUCGUUCCAUCAGAUCUACCUUUCGACAUUCUGGAAUAUCGAAGGCACCUCUUGGAGUGCCUCCAUCAGAGUCCUGAAAAAUGCCUGA
Molecule: messenger RNA, 495 nt
Organism: Suillus subalutaceus
Lineage: Eukaryota; Fungi; Basidiomycota; Agaricomycetes; Boletales; Suillaceae
Exons: 4
Coding region: 1-495 (164 amino acids)
Source: RefSeq, a predicted model, not a curated record